AUGAAUAAUAAUGGCUUUAUUGUGUAUAUUAUUGGUACAACAGCAUCAGGAAAGACAAAUUUAUCCUUGAACUUAGGAAUAGAUAAUUAUGAGAUCAUCUCUUGUGAUUCAAUGUAAAUAUACAAAGAUGCAAAUAUUAUGACUGCAAAAGCUACAGCUGCAGAAUAGAUGUUUAAAAAGCAUCAUGGGAUUGAUUUGAUAGAUUUAGAAUCAGAAGGUUUUAAUCGUAAGCAAUGGAAAAAUAGUAAAAUCUUUUAUAAGCUAAAUUUUAGUGACAAUCUAAAAAAUUGAAUAAUUAUAAUCUAAGGGUAAAAUUCCAGUGUUGGUAGGAGGAACUAAUUAUUAUAUUGAAUCAAUAUUAUUUAAUUAAGAAAAAGAAGAAUAAUAAGUAGUAUAGGCAGCUGAAUUAAAUUUAAAUGGCAAAGAACCAUACGAAUAUUUAAAACAGAUUGAUCCUUUAGCUGCUGAAAAAUUUCAUCCUAAUGAUCAUAGAAGGAUUAAUAAUUCAAUUAAAUAUUAUUUUAAUACAGGCUAAUUACCCUCUGAAUAAUUAGAUCAUCAUUCUGAUUAAUGUUAAUUAAGAAGUAAUAACUUCCUAAUAUUAUGGCCAAAAUGGAAAAAAAAGGAAGAUUUAAAGAUAAAAGUAACUGAACGAAUUCAUCAAAUGCUUCAUUAAGGAGGCACUGAAGAAAUAUUAAAAAUUUUUGAAAGAUUAGAGAAUAAAAAGAAUCAAAUUGGAGGAGUGUUAUAAAGCAUUGGAUAUAGAUAAUUUGAUAAAGUUUAUGAAUAUUAUAAAUAAUCAGGAUUAUAAUUUCCAUAUGUAGAUGAAAAGUUUUAAGAAUUGUUAAAAGAAGGAGCUGAAAAAUUAAUUGAUGAUACAAUGGCAUAUACUAAGAGAUAAAUCUAAUGGAUUAAAAAUAGAAUGCUUUGCAAUUCAAAAAUUGAUAUUAUAGCGAAUAGGUUAUUUUAAUUAGAAUUUGAAUCUGAUUAAACUUUUAAAGAAUAAGUUAUAGUACCAGCAUAAAAAAUUUAUAGUUUGUUUUGUUAAUUAUAUUUAGAAGAAAAAUUAGGACAAGAGAAAUUAAACAUUAAUUUCUAAAAUUUAAAUUUCAUUAGUAUAAUAACUCCUGAGAUGAUAAAAAAAUAUCAAUAAACGUAAAAAUUAAAAUCAAGAACAAAUUGGAAAAAAGAAGUUUGUGAAUUGUGCAAUAAAAUAAUGAAUGGGCCUUUUGAAAUAGAAUAACAUUUUAAAUCCCGUUACCAUAAAAAUAAUGUUUAGAAAAAUGUUUAAUUGCAAAAGAAGAAAUAAAAAAUAGAUUGA
Molecule: messenger RNA, 1321 nt
Organism: Paramecium sonneborni
Lineage: Eukaryota; Ciliophora; Oligohymenophorea; Peniculida; Parameciidae
Source: the annotation of a GenBank genome assembly